Messenger RNA from Eriocheir sinensis (Chinese mitten crab), 3880 nucleotides. RefSeq names its product transforming acidic coiled-coil-containing protein 3-like. Gene Ontology annotation, cellular component: cytoplasm. Gene Ontology annotation, biological process: mitotic spindle organization; cerebral cortex development; cell population proliferation. The record is from RefSeq and is a predicted model, not a curated record. Lineage: Eukaryota; Metazoa; Arthropoda; Malacostraca; Decapoda; Varunidae.
GAAGUACGAGAGGACCAAGCAGGUGGUGGACACACUCAAGAGGAAUGAGGAGACUCUGCGCGGUGCUGUGGCUGACUACGAGGCAAAGCUGAAGAAACAGGAGCAGAAAUUCCUUGAGUUCCAGAAACAUGCAGAGGAGAAAAUACAGCUAGCCAAUGAAGAGUUUGAGAGCAUGCGGAAGUGCAACGAGCAGGAGAUGACCAAGAUGGCUGCCCUGCUGAAGAAGGCGGAAAUGAAGAUCAUGUCGCUGCAGGACUCCUUCGACCGCAAGACCCGAGAGAACCAGGAACUGACCCAGCUCUGUGACGACCUCAUAAACAAGGUCGGCACGUCCCACUGAGGCAGGGCAACAGCGGCAAGGAGCUGCUGGUCGUGUGUGACCCUCUUCAGGGGCUGAGCUGAAAAAAAAUAAAGAGGUCCCUUAUCUCCUGCUGCAGGGAUGAUGAGAAGCUCUGUGACUCUAAAGGGGUAGAAAGUGGUCUCAUAAUCUCUCCUUACGAGUUUAUCUUUAUGGAAGUUCUGUGGCUGUAAGGGAUUGGCAGGUGAUUGGAAAAGGUGCAUUAUCUCCUUGAUUGGGAGGUUUUGAAUAGGUUAUUUGGGAACUUCUGAUGCUGCUAAAUGGGACAGGAAGGGUUGUUGUUAUGUUUACCUGUGAGGCUGUUGUGGAAGUUCUGCGUCAAGAGUGAAGUAGCAGGUGAUAGGAAAAGGUUUUGUUAUCUCCCAUUAUGAGGUUGUUUAUGAAGAAGGUUUUAGUUUAUCAAGAAGAUGUAGGAAGUUUGUUCUCUCCUUAUUAAGAAGUUGUUUCAUGGGAAGGUUUUAUUGGGUCUGGAAUUGGUGUAAGGAAGCGUUGUGUUCCCUUUACGAGUUGUAGAAAAGAGUUGUGGGUCUGUAAAAGAUGGUAGGAAAAAGGGUUAUCCCAUUGUUACAAGGCUGUUUGGGAAAAGUUUUGUUGCUUUUGUGUGCUAAGGGGCUGGGAAGAGGUGGUUGUGUAGCUUUCAGGAAUUGUUUUGUUCUCUUGGUGAAAAGAGAAAUGGUACUCAUCUCUUAGAGCUGAAAAGGACAGUAGAAAAAAGAGGAAAGAAGAAAAAUAAUCUUCCAGGCUUUAAAACUAUAAAACAAAGGAGAUAAUCAAGCGUGAUUUGGUUGUUAACUAUUUGAGGUUUUUGUUCCUCCUAAAAUUUACAAGGAUGGUAGAGAAGAAGAAAAUCACCUUCUGUGCGUUCAAAGUGUAGUAGCAGAAGAUUGUCUCGGUAUAAUGAGAUUGUUGAGUGUUCAUGGUUGUCAUUGCCCCUAAAACCCAUAAGGAUGGUAGAAGAGAGGAGAGGAAUUACCUUCCUCACUUUAAAAGGGAAAAGGAGAUCAUUGAACAUAAUCAGAUUGUAGACUAUUUAUUGAUAAGCCACAAGUUAAUAUACUCUGAGCAUCUUCAAGCAAAGAUUACCAUAAAGUUCACCCCAGUUCACCCCUUGUUCAUGGAGCUUUCAGACUGAUCCUUCAAAGGUUUGUCUGAAGGACCAAUGCACCAAAAUAUUCAGCAAACUGUUCUCUCAUCUUUUCUCACUUUCUCGACUCAGUGAUCUGUUGACUGAGAAAUAAGAUACAUUGGAUGACCUUAGUGUUGUUACCAUUUUUUCUUUUUGUAUAUACGUGUGAAAGUUGUAUCUCAUCACAUUACUGUUCAUUUUCAUUCAAGCACAAUUUACAUAAGGAAGAAUUUAUCCAACACCAUGAGUGAAUCUUCAUAACAAGAAGCUAAGUGAACACCUGUAAGGACAGAUCCUGAUGACGGAAAUACCUGUGCACACUGGGCUCUCGUUGUGUAUGUGUGUUCAGCAUAUACAAAUUUUCAUCAUGCGAGGCAAUCCAAGAACCUAACCUCAGCAUGUAAUGAGAAGCAGGUGUAUUUUUUGGCAGUCAGACUGUCAGCGAGUGGUUAGUGUUGGGCGGGAAGGGCCGCUGAGGGGCCAGAACUGUGAUAGAGGAGGAAUGUCAGUGUGUCAGGAGUCGCCAUAUUCUACUCUGCCUGAUGUUUCAAUAUGCUGACGAUAUCACUUAGUGUGUAAGCAAGCCCUGCACAAAGGUGUGCUAUCCAAAAAAUACCUAUCUUUAUAUAUAUAUACAACUAUAUAUAUAUUAUGUACAGAUACAGAUAAGCGGUGCAUACAUGUAAGGUUUUGUACAUGAUAUAGUGUUAGCCAUUUAUUCCUGUCUUAGUUUCGAUUAUUCAUUUGUGAAGUGUUGAAUUGGCCAAACUAGGAUAUUUUCAUUUCAUUGGCUGACUCAUCUUUACCCUUGUAAUUUAUUUCAGUGUAUCUAGUUGGUCUAUACACUAACAGUUAGUGUUGAAUGUGACAGGCACAGACCCUUACUAAUGAUCUUCAACAAACAGGGACUGACUGGCUCACCACAACUACACUGAUGAUCUUGUGCACAUCAUGCAUACUCCCUUGUGGCUCGGUGGCCAACUCAAGACAAAGGAAAGACCACAGGGAAGGAGACCAUGAAUUUGAAUAAUAUGUUUGGAAUUAUAGAACCUUAUUGGAAAAGCUUUUUUGAUUCUUCUGUUAGGAAAAGGUCUUGGCAUUAUUAUCUGACAGGAAGUAGUUGCCGUAAGAUUGCAGUACCUACGCUACGUGUGCAUGUAAAACACUGUUCUCUCAUGCUGACCACCCACAGCAAGCUACAAGAAGGAUCUAACACUAUGUUCUCUUAAAUUCAAGACAAAGCAGGCACUUCCCAUGAUCCAUAUUUGGUUUCAUAGUAAAGUUGUGCCUUAUGCUGUACAGACUCAAAAAAUUGGAAAAAAAACCAUUUCCAUGCUUAACACAUACAAGACAGGCCACCCAUUCCCUCCUUUGUGGUAAGCUGAGAGAGGUGAUGCAACAGUUGUCCUGCUGACUGUACCGCUGCUGAAACUGCUGGCUGGCUGGCGGACUGUGUGGGGCAAGGGGAAGCUUUUGGCUAAUGGUGUUGCUAGCUAAUAAAGGAGCUCUGGCUACCUAUUCACCUAAAAAUAGUUUUACUAAUGUUUUUUUCUAGUUUUAAAUUUUAGUUCCAAACAUAUAUCUUUUUUGAUAGUUUAGAGGUUAAUUUUUUGUAUUGAAUUUUCUGUUCAAUUUUCACUUAAAGCUCUCAGUCUAAUAUACGUCUCCUCUCCCUUCAUAUUUUGUUACUAAAAGAGUAAGCGAAAUCAUUGUUAUCUACAUCAAUUUAUGGAAAUAUUCCUCACCCUGAUAGACCUUAUUUAAAUUCCCUUUUCUGUUUUUUGAGCUGUGUUACAUAGAGUAAAGGAUAAUAGUGAAGAGCAGUUGUUAUUUGUUAAGAAUUCUCAUGAACAGUUGAAAAGAAUAAGUUAUGCUUAGCUACUUUGGACUCUUUAUCUAAUUCACCUCCCCUCAUUCCUUUUUCUAAGUUACACCAAAAAUGGUUUCAUGGAAUGGUAAUGAUUCCUCAAGAAUCCACAAGGACAGCUGUAAAAAAACCUACAUGAGUCAUUUUAUCUAAAUAACUUCCUGUGCUGCUGCAGCAUAUGCCAAUAUUUUUACCUUAUCUUUACCUUUCCUUUUGUCGUAGUUACUCAGAGGAAAUGGUUAUAAGAAGAGUUUGCUAUUCCUAGAUAACUAAUUAGGAGAGUAGAAAUAAAAAAAUAGGCACUUCCCACGCAUUGAAUGUGCCACAUGAGGUAUUACUAACCAACCCUUGCCUCCGCCCAGCCCAGCCAACGCCGGGCACCACAGCCCUAAAGAGCUCCUGUAUGAUUUCCUGUCACAUGUAGCACUUACCUUAAUUUAUAUUCUUCUGGAUAUGAUUUUUCCCUCGACUCAUGAUAUUCAUGUAUCAUAGAGAAUAAACUUGGUUAAUAACAGGUACUCCAAAUAAA